This is a messenger RNA of Cryptosporidium ubiquitum, 2733 nucleotides long. RefSeq lists its product as uncharacterized. The transcript has a single exon. The coding region runs from base 1 to 2733 and encodes 910 amino acids. NCBI's taxonomy places the organism in Eukaryota, Apicomplexa, Conoidasida, Eucoccidiorida, Cryptosporidiidae. Gene Ontology annotation, cellular component: centriole; centrosome. The record is from RefSeq and is a predicted model, not a curated record. Gene Ontology annotation, biological process: centriole replication.
AUGGAACUGCGAAACAACGAAAAUUCAAGAAUCGAAAAUGGUUUUGGAGCAUAUCAGGGACGGAAGAGUAGAACCGGAUGCAGUAAGUUUCUGAACGAUGAUGAGAUUGAGAACGUUGUGCACGUAAAAGACGUACCAAUAUAUAUAAAGUAUAAUUCUGUUUCUUCCACAUGCACUAGCACUGCCCCAUCCACUCCGAAUUCUCGUGAUUUUGACCGUUUGGAAAACAGUGUAAGACUUAAUAACAAUAUUGUGAAUAGUGAGAAUAUGCCAGUCCGUUCACAAGUUUCUCACUUUGGAAAGGCGGGGGAAGAUGGAAUAUCUAAUAAUGCAGGUACUAGCUUUGGCAGCUAUUCAGUAUUUGGUAGAGGAGGUAUUUUAGAAAACUCAAGUAUGAAUAUGCAAUUAUUUAACUUUAGAAUAUUAAAAAGAAAGCAUUAUUCAAAUUCAAAUAAUACAUUCAAGAGCUAUAACAGAGUACAUAUAGAAAUGACUAAGCCAAACGACUUUUCUUUUUUAUUAAAUAGUGAUAUUAAUGAUGGGAACGAAUUCCUUUAUUUGAAGUCAGAGCAACGUCUUUUGGUUGAUUUUCAAGAAUUUCCAAUAAUGUUGGUUGACUUACUGAAUAGAUCCAAAGGGUUUGGGUUUUCGGAAAACUACUUUGAUGGAAGAACUAGUAACAUCAGUACAAAUCUAGAAAAGGAGACAGUAUUUCCUGGAGUAAGCAGAUACAAUCCUGCGAAUUUGCAACCUAGUUUCUCACCUGCCAGAAAUGAUGGUUUAAAUUCACUAAAAAUUGUUUUGAAUUUGAAUGUUUCCGAAGGAGGGAUCGAGCAAUCAUAUUUAGGGCUUUCUUCAGGUGCCAGUUUCAAUUCUGGGAUAUUAAAUCGGGCCGACUCAUUUACAUUGCAUUUCGUCGAAUUAAACCAUUACAAAGAAAUUGUCCAUUUAUCACUUCCAUUUGAGAUGGCUAAUGAGGCUUUCUUCAGAGAAUAUAUAUUAAGACAUUUGAACAAUUACUUUGACCUGUCAAACAGACAACAGAAUAUAAUUAAUAGUUAUGAGGUUGAGGCCGAGUCAUUAAGGAAAGAAGUAGGAUUACUAAAAGAGAAACUUUCCAAGACGAGUUAUCUUUCAGCUCAGAAUGAGCGUGAAAUAUCGGAAAGAUUUCAGGCUGAGAUUAAGAGGAUUUCCGAAAGGUAUGAGAAAGAUUACACCCAAUUAAAGAUGAUUUAUGAGGAUACUCACAAAAGAGAGUUAGAGCAUUGGAACCAGGAAAGGUUAUCUAAUGAAGGCAAAAUUAAUGAUUUACAAAGGCAGUUUGAUGAGUUAGGAAAUUUGUUUAAUGAGCUCAGCGAAUCAAAGUCGAACUUAGAAAAGUAUGUAAAGGACGAUAAAGAGACAAGUAAUGGCCUUAAAGCUAAGUUAGAGGAAAUUCAGAGUUCAUAUGAUCUGUUGUUGAAGAUAAAGGAUGAGCAAGAGCAAGAGCUGAACGACUUAAAAUUUGAAUACAGCAGUUCUUUGGAGAAUAAUAAGACUUUGAAAGAUGAAUUGGAGAAAAGGAAAAAAGAAAUUAGUGAGUUGGAUACAGCAUUAGAUGAUGCUUGUAAGGAGAUUGAAAAGGGAAAUCAAAUUAUUUCAAGUCUUCAGACAUCUUUGGCAAAUGUGGAUAGUAAAUAUAAACAACAGAUGACUAGUUUUAGUAAUCUUAAAAGGGGUUUCCAACAAAUCGAAAGCAUUAAUAGAAAUUUUGAGGAGAGGAUUAAGGACUAUGAACAAUCAUUGGACGAUUCAAAUAGUCGUCAGGAACAACUUAUCGAGGAGAAUGAGAGAUUAAGGAAGAUCUUGAUUGAAGCAGAAAAGCAAAUUGAGAUAAACCAAAGUGUGAUCACAUCAUUAAAAAAACAAAUUUCUAUCAACGAAUCAAACUUUUAUGGUAUUGACCACAAUUUGAAUACUGGUACGACCAAGAACUAUUCCAAAUCCUACGUUGGUUUGUAUAAUACAAUGGGAGGAUCUACCAGCUCAGCAUCUCUUAGUGGGGUCCACUAUUCACUUGGAAAUCUGCAGCCAGCAAUUGCUUCAGUAUCUGCAUCUCGAAGUUUGUAUCUCGGUACGCAAGGAAUAAGUACUGCAAAACAUAGAAAAAGAUCAGAGGCAACUUUUGACAUAAACUCCAUUAAUAGGAAGUAUUCUAUGUCUGUUCAACCAAGAAGAUCUCAAACUUGGACAAUGGAAAGUGUUAAUCAUGAACCAAGAUUUACUGAAGGUUUUGAAGCCAAGAGUCAGAGGAGAAAUGAGGAUUUAAAAAACUCAAGGGAUCACCAGAGGGUGACAAAUUCUUUAUAUUAUCGUGAAUUGCAUGAGGGAAAUGGAUCAGGAGGAAGCGGCGGUUAUAGAAAGGCAUUAGAGACUAUAAACGAGAAAACAUCCUCUAUUUUUACUCCACCAAAUAAUAGGCAAAAAUUAGGAGUGGGGCAAAACAAGAAGAAUAAUUCGAAAAAUAGUACUAGUUUAUAUAAGAGUGAGGUUAUUCAGAAUAUUGAAGAAUCAGUUUCACUUGAUAGCAUAAACAAAGCAGAUAUUGGGAGGAACGAAGACCAUGAAAUUGAAGAGAUAUUGUUUGGACUGGAAGGAGCCGGAGAUAGUUUUGAAAGAUCAGCCAAAGAUUUGACCACUCCAAGACUUAAAACUCCAGUUAAGCCAAUAAGAUCCGACAAUAAUGGCAGCUAG